This is a messenger RNA of Salvia miltiorrhiza (redroot sage), 5680 nucleotides long. RefSeq names its product brefeldin A-inhibited guanine nucleotide-exchange protein 5-like. Gene Ontology annotation, biological process: regulation of ARF protein signal transduction. The coding region runs from base 181 to 5427 and encodes 1748 amino acids. Gene Ontology annotation, molecular function: guanyl-nucleotide exchange factor activity. NCBI's taxonomy places the organism in Eukaryota, Viridiplantae, Streptophyta, Magnoliopsida, Lamiales, Lamiaceae. The transcript has 34 exons. Gene Ontology annotation, cellular component: trans-Golgi network. The record is from RefSeq and is a predicted model, not a curated record.
AGCGUUUACAACAUUUUCAACGACUCUGUUUCCGGAGCUUUGUCUUAAAACAGAGGCGCUCUCAGCGCCCAUUCUUCCAGGCCAGAUCUCUUGACUUUUCUCCAACAAAGAUAGAAUUUUUGCAGAAACCAGAUUGAGCUGAACUGAAUUGAACUGAGGGGAUAAAAAGGGUCAGCGGAGAUGUCGGGCGGCGCGCCGGGUGACCUUGUGGCGCGGGCAUUUGAGUCGAUGCUCAAAGAAUGUUCUAACAAGAAAUACAAUGCUCUUCAAUCCGCCAUUCAGACGUAUUUGGACAGUGGAAAGGAUUUCAAUCAACAGUCAAAUAUUGGUGAGACUAAGCAAGAUUCAUCGGCAGCUCCAAAGCAAAGUGGUUCAUUUGAAUCUGACUCUGGAGUUGAUAAAAAUGAGGGAGCUGAAUCGGCUGCUAAGGAUGUCGAACCUACAAGCAGCAGUGGAUCAACCACGGCAGUGUCAGAAGUUGCUGGUCAUAUGCAAGGACAAGCAGAUGCUGAUCUUGUGCUGGAUCCCCUUAAGCUUGCAUUUGAAACGAAGAAUACUAAAUUGGUGGAACUUGCAUUGGAUUGCUUUCAUAAACUGGUUGUGUACAAUCAUCUAGAAGGUGAUCCUGGUCUUGACGGCGAUAAUAAUUCAAAAUUAUUGACAGACAUCCUCAACAUGGUGUGUGGCUGUGUAGAUAAUUCGACACCUGACAGUGUCACUCUUCAAGUAAUGAAAGUGCUUCUUACUGCUAUAGCAUCCACGAAGGUUCGAGUCCAUGGUGGGCCAUUGCUGGGAGUCAUCAAAGUUUGCUUUAACAUUGCUAUUACUAGCAAGAGUCCUAUAAACCAAGCAACGGCAAGGGCAUCACUGACACAAAUGGUCAGCAUCGUUUUUAGACAAAUGGAAAAUGAUGUGGUAUCUUCGGAAUCUCCUAAAACCGAAGAUGCUCAAAUGGAGGACGGGUCAAACUCAAAGGUUUCAGAAGUGUCGCUCAGUGAUCACGAUGAUCCAAAAAUGACUUCAAAUGACAUUAUAUCUGUGAAACGUCUAGAUAGUACAUUCAUUGCGUCUGGUGAAGGAAUUCAGAAUCUUGUAGGUGGCACUGACAUAAAGGCUCUCGAAGCUGUCCUUCAGAAGGUUGUGGAUCUUGAAGAUGGUAGUAAACUUGAAAGAGGAACGGGUGAAAAGAGCACGAGUGUUGCACAACGUGAUGCUUUACUUCUUUUUCGUACUCUCUGUAAGAUGGCUAUGAAGGAGGGUAAUGAUGAAGUUACUACCAAAAAUCGUAUUCUCUCUCUUGAGCUUUUACAGGGUAUAUUGGGUGAUUGCGGUAUCUCAUUCACAAAGAAUUCUCAGCUUAUUGACUCAUUAAGAGGUCACCUUUCAUUUGCAUUAUUGCGGGCAUCGGCUUCCCAGUCUCCUGUCUUAUUUCAGCAUGCAGCGGGGAUUUUCUCAGUUGUUUUGUUGCGAUUUAGGGAAAGUCUCAAGGCUGAAAUUGGAGUUUUCUUUCCCAUAAUUGUUCUAAAAGCUUUGGAUGGAUCAGAUCUUAACCAAAAGCUAGUUGUACUCCGGGCAUUGGAGAAAAUCUGCAAGGAUCCUCAGAUGCUUGUUGACCUCUAUGUAAAUUACGAUUGUGAUAAUGAAGCACCAAACCUGUUUGAAAAGAUGGUUGCCAAUUUAUCCAAAAUUGCUCAAGGUACUCAAAAUGUGGAUCCAAAGUCUUCUACUGCAACCCAGACAGUAUCGAUUAAAACAUCAUCUCUUCAGGGUCUUGUGAAUAUUCUCAAGUCACUAGUAAUUUGGGAGAAGGGGCACAGAAAAUCCGAUAAUCAGAAUGAGGACAACAGAUCAUCUGAAGUUUCGGCUAGAGGAUUGGAUGGAUCAAAAGUUACAGGAGAAUCACCGAGCAAUUUCGAGGAGUUGAAGGUUUACAAGUCCACCGUGGAAGCUUCUGUCUCUGAGUUCAAUGAGCAACCAGCGAAGGGCAUAGAGCACUUAAUAUCCAGUCAGGUAGUGGAGAAGAAUCCAGCUUCAGUUGCCCAGUUUCUUCGACAUACUCCUGAUUUAGACAAGGCUAUGAUUGGGGACUACUUAGGCCAGCAUGAGGAAUUCCCCAACUCUGUUUUGCAUGCUUACGUGGAAUCUAUCAACUUUUCCGGAAUGAAACUUGAUAUUGCAAUACAUGAAUUCCUCAAAGGGUUUGAACUUCCAGGUGAAGCUCAGAUGAUUGAUCGCAUAAUGGAGACAUUUGCAGAGCGCUACUGUGCCGACAAUCCUGGUCUAUUCAAGACAGCAGACACAGCAUAUGUGCUUUCUUAUGCAAUUAUUAUGCUUCAGGCUGAUGCUCACUAUUUAACGGGGUGGCCGAAACUGUCCAAAAGCGAUUUUAUACACAUGAAUACCAGUAGUGCUGAAGAAUCUGCUCCCCAAAAACUCUUGGAGGAGAUCUAUGAUAACAUUGUUAAAGAAGAACUAAUAAUGAAAGAUGAUUCAGUGGAUUGUUUGAAAAAUAGUAAGCAUAAAUUAGAACUGAACGGGAGACGCGGCCUUCUCAGUGUUCUCAAUCUGGCCUUUCCUAGAAGAAGCUCUUCAACCGACUCCAAGUCUGAUAAGGAGGCUAUUCUUAAUCAGAUACAGACUGUGAUUAAGGACCAAGGUGAAAAAAAGGGGGUCUUUUACACUUCUCACAGGAUUGAGAUUUUACGACCAAUGGUUGAAGUUGUAGGGUGGCCAUUACUAGCUACUUUUUCUGUCGCCAUGGGCGAACCAGACAGCUCAAUGAGGAUUAGCAUUUGUAUGGAAGGGUUCAAGGAAGGAAUACUUUUAACAUACGUCCUUGGAAUGAACACCAUCCGCUAUGCAUUUUUGACAUCGUUACUGAGGUAUAAUUUCUUACAUGCGCCUAGAGAUAUGCGUGGAAAAAAUGUAGAAGCUCUACGGACCCUUCUUGAUUUGUGUGAUACCGAUAUGUAUGCCCUUCAAGACUCUUGGUUAGCCAUUCUCGAAUGUAUUUCACGUCUUGAAUAUGUCGUUUCAUGGCCUGCUAUGACUGCAACUAUCGUGCAAGGAGCAAAUCAAAACUCUAGAGAUGCUAUAAUUCAAUCUCUGAGAGAACUCUCGGGAAAAGCAGCUGAACAAGUCUUCUCGAAUAGUGUCAAAUUGCCCAGUGAAUCAGUGAUUGAGUUUUUUACCGCAUUGUGUAAUGUAUCAGCCGAGGAAUUAAAACAGUCACCAGCUCGUACUUUUAGCUUGCAGAAGAUUGUUGGAAUUAGCUAUUCCAAUAUGGCUCGCAUACACAUGGUUUGGGCUAGAAUAUGGUCGGUCUUGGCACAACAUUUCAUCUUUGCUGGGAGUCAUGCUGAUGAAAAAGUUGCAAUAUAUGCAAUUGAUUCUCUACAACGACUCGGGAUGAAAUAUUUGGAGCAUCCUGAGCUUUCACACUUUACUUUCCAGAAAGGAAUUCUAAAACCAUUCGUCGUGCUCAUGCAAAGCAGCAGAAGUGAAUCCAUAAGAAGGCUUAUAUUAGGUGGCAUUGUUCAAAUUAUAAGAUCUAAAGCUGGAAUUAUAAAGUCUGGAUGGCAUAGCAUUUUCAUGAUUUUCACUAUGGCUGCCGAUGAUGGCCUGGAACCCAUAGUUGAAAGUGCAUUCGAGAACGUUGAACAAGUCAUAUUGGAGCACUUCAAUCAGGUUUUUGUUGACUGCUUCAUGGAUUGUGUGAACUGCCUGAUUGCAUUUUCCAAAAAUAAGAGCUCCGUCGACAUUAGCUUGAAGGCUAUUGCUCUCCUCCGAAUAUCUGAGAAUCGUCUUUCAGAGGGCCUUAUACCAGCCGGUUCUCGGAGAUCCGUAGAUAACACAGUCGAUGAAACUUGCAAAUUGGCCGAGCAUUAUUGGUUCCCCAUGCUGUCCGGUCUUUCUAGACUUAUAUCUGAUCCAAGAUCAGAGGUCAGUAAUUGUGCACUCGAGGUUUUAUUCGAUUUGCUGAACGAGAGAGGAAGCAAAUUCUCAUCGGCAUUUUGGGAGAGUAUUUUCCAAGAAAUCCUGUUCCCCAUUUUUGACCAUGUGAGACAUGCUGGAAAAGAGAAUUUCAUAUCUUCGGAGGAAGAGUGGCUUCGUGAAAGCACUAUUCAUGCUCUCCAGUUGCUGUGCGACCUUUUCAAUAGUUUUUACAAGGAUGUGUGUUUUAUGCUGCCCCCGCUGCUCAGUUUACUCUUAGAUUGUGCAAAAAAGACUGAUCAAUCUGUGGUGUCGAUAGCUUUGGGUGCAUUGGUUCAUCUGAUUGAAGUUGGAGGUCACCAGUUCACCUCCGACGACUGGGUUACUUUGUUGAAAAGUUUGAAAGAUGCUGUAUAUACAACCCAACCACGUGAACUUCUCAACGAUCCGAGCUUCAAGAAUGGGAAGCAUCGCAAAGUGUUAUCAGGAGACUUGGACGGCGGCACACCAGUGUCCCGAGACAUAUUUCAUAACAAUCAUGAUGCGAUUCAUACAAAUGGGAGUGCCGUGGGAACACCAUCCUUCAACGCACCGGAACAAAAUCAAGAAACAAUGCGCGCAGUGGAUAUGGAGGGAUCUCAAGGCAUGCCAUCGCCAUCUGCUAGAGCUACGGAAUCUGAUGGUGGAAGCAUUCAGCGGAGUCAAACAUUUGGACAAAAAAUUAUGGGGAAUAUGUUUAUGAGAAGUUUUACAUCCAAACCAAAGAACUUUACAUCUGAUGCAGCGGUGGCGUCUUCUCCAUCCAAGUUUCCUGAUGCAAAUAAGGAAGUUAAUGCGAAAGAUGCAGAGGAAAGUCUGAUGUUGGGAAGCAUUAGGAGUAAAUGCGUGACACAGCUGUUACUUCUAGGUUCGAUUGAUGGCAUUCAGAAGAAUUACUGGAACAAGUUGAGCGCAGAUGCGAAGAUCACGAUGAUGGAGAUCUUGUUCUCGAUCCUAGAGUUUGCCGCCACCUACAACUCAUAUACCAACCUCAGAUCGCGAAUGCAGCAAAUUCCUACGGAAAGGCCUCCAUUGAAUCUCCUCCGCCAGGAGUUGACUGCAACUUGCAUCUAUCUCGACAUCCUGCAAAAGACAACGGCACCAGUUGAAGCUCAAGACGACGAAGCAGCCAGAGAAGAGAAACCCGAAGGAAUAGCUGAAGAGAAGCUGGUCUCCUUCUGCGAACAUGUGCUGAGAGAAGCAUCUGAUUUUCAAUCUAGUAUGGAAGAGACGGCAAAUAUGGAGAUCCAUCGAGUUCUUGAACUCCGUGCUCCUAUAAUCGUGAAGGUAGUGAAAGGUAUGUGCCAGAUGAAUCCCCAGAUUUUCAAGGAUCACCUUAGAGAUUUUUAUCCUUACAUUACGAAACUCAUCUGCUCUGAACAGAUGGACGUUCGCAGUGCGCUUGCAGAUCUUUUUAGCACGCAGCUCAGCACGAUGUUGCCGGUUGGAGAGUAAUAUAUUGUAAAUGCAAAGACGUUGGGGUCGUUUUACUUAUCUCACUGUAAAUUUUUAUUUUUACCUUUUUUCUUUGUAGAAAUGACUUCAUUUGGCACCUGUUGAGGCCAUCCAUAUCUAUAGUAGAAUUUACUAGAUUGUUAGAACUCUGGCAUUAUUUCAAGCAGUCAUGGAGGCUUGGAAAAAAUGGAUUUUUGAAGAAUAGGAUAUGUGAUUAUUUCCAGCACAUUUAUAUAUUGCAUUUUUGGAGACA